UUCCACUCUCACUUCACCAUCUUCUCUCUCUCUCUCUCUAACCUCCAUGGAAACCACCCAAUUCUUCUCCACACUCGACCUAAUCCGCGAGCAUCUUCUCGGCGACGCCACCACCUCCUUCGACGAUCUCUUUACCAGCCUCCCCUCCUCCCCGCAGGCCACCACCACCUCUUCCGAAGACCUCACCAUCUCCGAUUACCUCGAUCAGACCGAUACCAACACCUCACCCACCCCAAAAUACGCCGAGGGUUUCAGAUUUCGCCAGCCUUCUCACAAAAUAAUCCGAUUCGGCGCCGAUCAAUCCGAAAUCGGCCUCACCAUCGAAAUCCCCAGCGCCGCCGCUCCGAAGGUGGAGUGGAUCAACGAACUUUCUCCGCCGGAGCUGUUCGGUUUCAAUCGAUAUCGCGGCGUGCGGCAGCGGCCGUGGGGGAAGUUCGCGGCGGAGAUCCGCGAUCCCAAACGCCGGGGAUCUAGGGUUUGGCUCGGGACUUUUGAUUCUGCGGUGGAGGCUGCGCGGGCAUACGAUCGCGCCGCGUUUCAGAUGCGCGGCAGCAAAGCGAUUCUUAAUUUUCCCAAUGAGGUUGGAAGCUCGGCGGAUUGGGUUCGGCCGGCGAUGGGGGUGGAGAAGAGGGGGAGGGAGGAAGUGGGGGCAGAGAGGGAAGCGAAAAGGAAGAGAGAUGAGGAAUCGGAGAGGUAUAUUCCGUCGGUAGCGCCGUUAACCCCGUCGAUGUGGUCGGUGGCGUGGGAAGGAUCGGAUGUUACGGAGUUCUUCAAUUUGCCGCCGCUCUCGCCUUUAUCUCCUCACCCGUCGUUGGGGAUAACACAGCUUCUGGUUAUUUGAGAUGAUAAAGAGAAAAGAAAGAAGAAUGCUUCCAGCAAAAGCUUGAAGAUUGCAGGAUUUAAAACUUCCUGUAAUAAAUUUGUAGUUUCAGUCUCAAUUUUACUAAUAAGAAGGAAGUUGAUUGAAUUACAUGUUAAUAAUGUGCACAGUUUGGCAAAUGAUUUUUGUGCUCUAUUUUUCUUCUUAAGGUUAGAGGUCAUGUUUGUGUUUGUAUAUAGGGAAAAGUGUCAAAAUACUCCUGAUUAUUUAAAACGUUUUUAGGAGGCGUGCAAUUAUUGGAUUUAAAUUGGAAAAUAGAAAUGAACUGAGGGGCCAUUUGGGGUAACUUAUAGG
Messenger RNA from Phalaenopsis equestris, 1174 nucleotides. Its product is annotated as ethylene-responsive transcription factor 5-like. NCBI's taxonomy places the organism in Eukaryota, Viridiplantae, Streptophyta, Magnoliopsida, Asparagales, Orchidaceae. The coding region runs from base 47 to 841 and encodes 264 amino acids. The transcript has a single exon. Gene Ontology annotation, biological process: ethylene-activated signaling pathway; regulation of DNA-templated transcription. Gene Ontology annotation, molecular function: DNA binding; DNA-binding transcription factor activity. The record is from RefSeq and is a predicted model, not a curated record.